AUGCCUCGGACCCUCCGUCCCCUCAUCUCCCAGAUGUUCACGUUCAUGUUCAUGUUCACGCUCCUGUUCAUUCGCGAGUGGGGGGGGGGAAACGGAGACGCGGAUUCUAGGCCCGACAGAUCAACGGGUCCAAUUUCGCACGGGUCUGGCCCCAAGAACAUUGCAAUUGCGACGCGGUGUGACCGGGAUGUGGCCCUACGAACGAUGGACCUGCCGCGCAACACUGCGGCAGUCUUACAGCGUCGAGCUUAA
Messenger RNA from Penicillium atrosanguineum, 252 nucleotides. RefSeq lists its product as uncharacterized. The coding region runs from base 1 to 252 and encodes 83 amino acids. The record is from RefSeq and is a predicted model, not a curated record. NCBI's taxonomy places the organism in Eukaryota, Fungi, Ascomycota, Eurotiomycetes, Eurotiales, Aspergillaceae. The transcript has a single exon.